Trypanosoma rangeli is the source of this 663-nucleotide messenger RNA. Its product is annotated as leishmanolysin. NCBI's taxonomy places the organism in Eukaryota, Euglenozoa, Kinetoplastea, Trypanosomatida, Trypanosomatidae. The annotation marks the transcript as partial. Gene Ontology annotation, molecular function: metalloendopeptidase activity. The transcript has a single exon. Gene Ontology annotation, cellular component: membrane; cytoplasm. The record is from RefSeq and is a predicted model, not a curated record. Gene Ontology annotation, biological process: cell adhesion; proteolysis.
AUUUCUCGCAAGGCUGGCCCCCCGAUGAGGGCAGUUGUGCGUGAAUUGCCGGACCGGGAGCGUGACGGGACGCAGGUGUCGACUGCCUUUGUGUCUGACUGGGCGCCCCUCCGUUUUAAGGUCUUCUCGGAGGACAUGAACAAUGCUUUAAAGUACUGCACUGCUGCGGGAGAGUUCCGCUCGGACAUGAAAGUAGGACUCCUUUUGUGCCGCCAGCAGGAUGUUCUUACGGCCGAAAAAAAGUUCAUCAUCUUGAAUUGGAUGCUCCCCAACGCCAUCAAGCUGCACAUGGAUCGUCUCCACGUUCAACCGGAGAAGCGCCCAGUGGUUGUUCCGUUGUUUCCGGCUGGAGACGCAUGCCGCAAUUUUGAAAUACCCAGCUCCCACCACACGACGGGCGUUUUUGGCGCGGACAUGGUUUUGUACGCCGCUGCUGCACCGACUGAAGGUACUAAUAAUGCGUGGACAAUGGGGUGCGUUGAGUUGCCCAAUGGACGUCCUGUGGUCGGGAUGAUAAAUAUUGGCCCGAAUUCAGCCACCUAUUCGGAGUUCAGUGUUCGUAUCGCGGCACAUGAGAUUGCGCAUGCACUUGGGUUUGCUUUGGAAGUGUUUGAGGCCAGGAAUAUGACACAGAUGAUACCUGAGGUUCGUGGAAAAAAGUAA